AACACUUAACCGACCGCUGAGCACCGCUCCUGUUACAACAACGGUAUAGCUGUAUUAAUCUGGAAAAGACACGAAGAAGGCCUGUAAGCGGUCUGUUUUAAUUUCUACAAUGGCAGAAGGAGGAGAUGUCGAGUGGGAGCUAAGCAAAGAAAACAUCCAGCCACUGCGACGAGGCAGAGCUAUAUCAGCUUUACAUCAGGCGCUCAGUCAACAACAGGAUGGUCUCAGUUCUGCCAUCAACCAGCAGCGACAGGCCUUUGAGUCUGAACUGCGGAUGUAUGACGGAGAUGAUCCACUUGAUGUUUGGGAUCGGUAUAUUAAGUGGACAGAGCAAACCUUCCCUCAGGGAGGAAAGGAGAGCAACCUCGCCACAUUGUUGGAACGAGUCGUGACCAGAUUCACAGAGGAAAAGAUAUAUCACGACGACCCUCGCUAUGUUGACCUCUGGAUCAAAUUUGCAGAAAACUGCCCAGAGCCCUUGGACAUUUACAGAUACAUGCAAGCACAGGGGAUCGGAGUGACACAGGCAUCCCUCUACAUCGCUUGGUCCGAAGAAUAUGAAAAUCAAGGCAACUGUCGCAAAGCAGAUCUGGUCUACCAGGAAGGAUUCAAGAAGUGUGCAGAGCCGCAUGAGAAGCUCCUGCAGUUUCACAAGGCUUUGCAGGCACGUGUGUCCCGACAGGUGAUGAUGAAUGUGGAUGAGGACGACAGUGACGAUGAGCCCAAACAGCCGGAGAGAUUUUCUCUAGCCGACCUCAAACAUAGAGGAAAGAAAAAGGCCAUCGCCCCUGUAAACAGAGUUGGGUCUGCAAUCAGAAGUAUUUCUGGAGGCCUGCAGUCACACGGCACCCCGGUCCUCGGCAGUGUUUCAAACAGUCGGCUGAUGAUCUUUGAUGAGAGCAAGUCUCAAAGUGCGGGACCCUCAGAGCCUAAAAUGGAGUCUUGGGUGGCCCCUCCGACUUCCAGGGCAAAAGAGAACGAGCAGAAGGCUGAAAAAUGGUGUGAUGUCAAGAUGCCCCAGAAGACCAAAUUUGGGCACACUGUUAUGGCCCCACCGCCUCCCAAACCCACCUUCCAACCAUUUGUUGAGGAGUCGGAUCAGCCUCCAACAAUGACUCCUUGUAAAAUCAACCCGUCCGUGAACACAGUUUUAUCAGCACGUAAGCCCUGCAGAGAGGAAACUCCUCUAAAGAGACUACAGGAACACCAACAGCAACAGAGGGAAGCAGAAUCAGGAAAACUACAAGAGCAGCAUAUGUACUGUAAGGAGCUGCUGCACAGCGGCGCCACUGAAUUCUGCUUUGAAGAGCUGCGCGCUGAACGUUACUUCAAAAAGAUGACACAGGACGUCAAAGGUCAAAAGGAUCAAGCAAGUGCCAGUGCUUCAGACUGAUGCAUCGAAGGACAAUUUGAUUGCUCUUAAUUUCCUGAAUUUUUACCAUCAUUUAUACUGCAAGUAUCAUGUAGUUGCUGCUGUUUAUUUGUUUUCCUGCUGUAAAUAUUUUGCUCAUAGAGAGCUUGUUACUUAGAAAGGUAAAAAGAAAAAAGGGUUUAAGAUGUUUAGAGACAUUUUGAGCUGAAGGUACAGUAUUGUAGUUGUGUCGGAUUCAUUCUUAUAUUUGAUAGACCAAAUAAUGGGGGAAGUACUGUACACUGUAAAAUAAUCCAGUACGAAAUAACAACCUGACAGUAACGUGGAACAUUUGUACAACUUCAACAAAAGAAAUGACAGGUUUCAGAAUAGUGUUGAAAGGCCUACUGGAUUGUAUUAUAUUAAGUGUCCACUCAUUAUACUUUGUAAAUACUAAACACAUUUGUUCACCACAGUUCAAGUCUCUGCUACAGAUAUACUACUCACACUUACUGCUAAUUUCUAGCCUACUUUAUUUCUCUAUUUUUUAUCACUUAUUUCCUCAGAAUGGUGUUUUUUCUUGUGUGCUUACUCUUUAAAUGUCAAAAUUAUGUGAAAAUAAUUUUGUCAUAUUUGUUGAAACAGUCAUUGUAUUCUGAAAGAAGCCCAUGAGACAUAUUCUGAGAAAAAAAAAUCCCUCCUUUUCCUUCUGCUUCUGAUGGAUUUUUUUUUUUAAAUUAAAAGUUACCAACUGUAUAGCUUUAAGUUGAUCCGUCUAGUUUGGUAUUUUGUGUUUCAGAACAAUUCAAAUACAGUCUAAAAUGGUCUUCAGUGAGGUGAUUCUGAACUGUUGUUUUUUUUGUCUCAGUCUGAUUGAAAUGUCUUUUACAGCCAUAUGUCAUUGGUGUUCAGUGAACUCAUUAAAAAUGUUUUGCUGAUGACUAGA
Plectropomus leopardus (leopard coralgrouper) is the source of this 2297-nucleotide messenger RNA. RefSeq names its product BUB1 mitotic checkpoint serine/threonine kinase Bb (gene bub1bb). The record is from RefSeq and is a predicted model, not a curated record. Lineage: Eukaryota; Metazoa; Chordata; Actinopteri; Perciformes; Serranidae. Gene Ontology annotation, biological process: meiotic sister chromatid cohesion, centromeric; mitotic spindle assembly checkpoint signaling. Gene Ontology annotation, molecular function: protein kinase activity. Gene Ontology annotation, cellular component: nucleus.